Messenger RNA from Stylophora pistillata, 3050 nucleotides. RefSeq names its product von Willebrand factor A domain-containing protein 7. Lineage: Eukaryota; Metazoa; Cnidaria; Anthozoa; Scleractinia; Pocilloporidae. The record is from RefSeq and is a predicted model, not a curated record.
AUGGAGACAUUAGUGACGCUCAGUGAAUGACUUUGGAGUAAAGCUUUAAACAGCUAAGUUGGAAUUUAUUUGGAGGGCGCAAUGCGUCAACUUCUCAUGCUUAUGUUACAAACAGCUCGCGCGCGGACGGUUGCGGUCGCGAAACAUUGACCUCUGAAAUCUCAUCCACUUCCGUUUAAACUCUUCUCAAAAGCUAUCGUCAGCGUACGAGAAGUUAUUCUUCGUCAACUCAACCUUGUUUCAACAGGUAGUCAACUCUUCUAGCCAUGAAGAAAGCCACUUUACUGUGCUUUACGACGCUUGCUACCUUGGCAGUUCUAUUUGAUUUUUCCGAAGGUGCUAAGGAUUUUUUUUCCAUUUUGGACCGUGAAACGGCAGAGUAUUUAUCCAAGAACGACGCCAAAAACCGUCAUCGAAGCAGUUCUGGUGCGGUUUCAGCGCCCAGAAAUAACAAGUACUUGGAAGCUUCAAUGCAGAUCAUCAGAGGUAUGGCUGAGGCAAAGGCGACGGCAAGAGGAAGGCGAGGGAGAAGUAUGAACUUGGAUUCUACCAUUAAAAAAGCUUUCAAGAACAAAGAGAUCCCGAAGGCGCGACAGAUGAUUGGUCACAUGUUUGAGUGCCACUGUCCGCCGGAGCAAGGGAAAUGCCGGAGAGUAGACCUGCCACGCCAUUGCAGGAAGAAGAACAAACAGCAUCAGAACGUUUUUAAGAAACUCCGAAAAGUUCUUAGCAAGAAAGAAUUUGACAUUCUGUUGGGAAUCACCGGCGAUGUAUCGCUUAUUUUCGUCAUUGACACUACUGGAAGUAUGGGAGACGAGAUCGAAGCCGCAAAGACAAUUGCGAAAGCCAUCGCAGCCCAUCCGAGGGAUUCUUCAGUUGAUUUUAUCCUGUCACCUUUCAGUGAUCCAAGUAACUCUACAGCCUGGGAAAACUCGUAUAGUGGUUCUGAUGAACAGUCGUUCGUGCAAGCUCUGGACCAAUUAGCGGCUAUGGGAGGUGGAGACUGCCCCGAGUUAACCUUUAACGGGAUCAUCGACGCCAUAGAGAAGGGAAACCCCCAUGUCGGCUCACCCAUGUUCGUAUUCACUGAUGCUGGUGCCAAAGACGGUGAAAGGCCUAAGUACACCCAAGACAAUUCUGUUGGCCUCGCCCUGCAGUACAUGAUACCUGUAAACUUCUUCUAUAGUACCGAAUCUGGGCGCUGUGGAUCCUUCCACGACCACGACAGUCUCAUUGACCUCAUGGACAGUACUGGAGGCUUUGGAAUGCAGUUCAACUCCUCCGGACAGAUCUCAAAAAUGGGUGGUGUUGUAUCUGCAGCUUUGGACGGGACAGCAACUAUCCACGAGGGCCGAUCAAAUUUGGGAGUGGCACGAUCGUUACGUUCCUCCCCACGUCGCAACUCCAACGCGAGGAGGACGUACGCAAUUCCAGUUGACGACACUGUUGAAUCGUUAAUUGUUACAUACUUCACCUCAUCUGCAGCCAAUCUGGUCGAGCUUCGCACUCCUGAUGGGGUUCCUCAGCCUCGAACGGCAAACCUUACCCAGGGAGGGUUGUGGAUGAUCGAGAACCCCACCCUAGGGAUAUGGGAGCUGUUUGUACCAGCUUCGGUCGGGACGCAUUCUUUCAAGGUCAAAGCAACCAGUAGGUUGAACUUGGAAUUCGAUUUCUUCUUCCUGCGAAGAAAGAGGCUCGGAAGGGAGUGGUACGAGUAUCCAAUUGAUUACCCGUUAUUAAGUCAAAGGUCAACCCUAAGCCUCGUAAUUCCACUGCAGAAACGCUUAGACCUUUCUUCCCUCAAACUGUCUCUCGUUGAUGGAUCAGGACGCGUCAUUCAGAAUGCCAACCUAGCCACAUCUAGUCUGGUUGGUACAUUUGUCCCCCCCGCUGUGCCCUUCAAACUCAAGCUGUCUGGAACAACAGUGGCUGGUCGAACUUUCCAAAGGAUCUCUCGUAAAUUCAUAAACGCGAAAAACCUUUUGCUACAGCUGCAAAGCACCCCGCGGUAUGAUACCUUGGAGUGUGGCAAAACCUUACGACUACAUUUCGUGAUCGACUAUAACGGCGCAGCAGGCGAAGUAUUUGAUAUUAUGGCAAUCUCGACCCUUGAGGAUCCCAACACUUCGGCAAAAGCAAUUGAGGUAAAAUACAGCAAGACGGUGCAAAAUGUUUGGGCUGGUAAUAGAGUUUUCCUGACCGUACAUCUGAAGACACCUUUGGAUGUCACAGAAAAUAUCGGCAGAUGGGACACCAUUCAAGUCAUGGUGAAGAAGAGUCCGGUUACAAGUGAAGCUGAUGUUGCAUACUUCACCGAGCACUUCAAAAUUACAUGCUCCGAUGAAGAAGUCGAACCUUAAAGAGACAACGUAAAACGCGAAACAUUUCUGGUAGUAAGAGUACUUUUCAUUUAGGUGUCAAAAGCAUUUGAGUAAUUUUCAAUUAAGUGUCGAACGUAAUCUGGGAUUUCUUUGUUUUUGCCUUACCUUGUUACAUGAUUGGUCCAGAAAACUCGUGGCACUUUCUUAGCCAAUUAGGUCGCGACUUGGUGACUCGCGUUUUCCCGCGCUUCGGGUAGUUUGCUUGGUUUUUCUCAUUGGCUCCUCGUGGCUUUUUCCUUUCCAUGAUUGGCUACUGUGAUUGCUUUCGUUUUUAAUUCAUGGCACUUAAUCGAAAGGCGCUCCUUGCGACCGGGUAAUUUGUUCUUGCUUCACGGCGUUCUGUUGUGGCUCACUGAGAAAAGCCCCCGCGCCUCCCUCUUUAACAGCCAAAGUCAAUACUAAAACCAAUCGCAGUCGCAUUUACAUGUUUUUGUUCAUGUUAUAAUCAUCUUUCCCUUUUCAAGGCUAUAUUAAUUCCAAUGGUUUUGCUUGCACGAUGCUCAUUCAAAAUGCGCUUAAAAAACUCCGGGUUUGAAAUGAUUUGUGUAGUUGCUACUGAAGUUGCCACGAUUUAGGGUGUUGUUAAAACAAUAGGUGUGGAGGCGCGGUGGCCUCAUGGUUGGUGCGCUCGACUCCGGAUCGAGUGGUCCAGGUUCGAGCCCCGGCCGG